GGUCACGCAUGAGGUUGGCGGGCGGUCGUUUGACUGUCUGUUAGUUUCAAUCUUUUCCCUGCCCUUACAUUCCUCAAAUUAAUUACAAAACUUUUUUUCCCACGACAAUUCACUAAAUAGGCGGAGUCAUUGUCUUUCGGUUUCGUCGGCAAGUGGCAGAGGGUCUGAAGUCAUGCCGUCCAUCGCCGGAGCCGGCAGCCCCGCCGCUGCUCUCGUCGAAGCGCUCGACAGCUCGGCCCGGCUCGUCGACAGACACCUUCAGGACGACCGCUGCUUCCCGGACCUGUCGGAGCUGCUCAGCGUUCCCUCACACAAUAUACCGUCCCUCUCCGGAGUGUCGGACAUGGACUAUCCCCUUCAAGGUCCGGGUUUACUCAGCGUGCCCGACCUGCCGGAGCUCAGCGCCGUGCGCAGGGUCCCGCUGCCGCCGGAGCUGGUAGAGCAAUUCAGCCAUAUGCAGUUCAACUGCAUGAUGGGAGUUUUCCCCGAGAUUUCUCGGGCGUGGCUCACGAUUGACAAUGACAUCUUCAUGUGGAAUUAUGAGGACGGGGGGGAUGUGGCCUAUUUCGACGGCCUCAUCGAAACCAUUUUAGCAGUCGGGUUGGUGAAACCAAAACAAGGGAUUUUGCAACCUCACAUCCAUUACCUGCUUGUGUUGGCCACGUCUGUGGAUGUUGUCAUCCUGGGAUUGAGCUUCCCAAAGGGCCACGCUGGGCUGAACGACAGCAUGUCGGGUGGCAUGCAGCUGCUGCCGGACCCCCUCUUCUCCAUCCCCACCGACAACACCUACAUCCUCUCGGUCACCUCCACCGACCUGGGCCGCAUCUUCAUGGCGGGCAAGGACGGCUGCCUGUACGAGAUCGCCUACCAGGCGGAGGCGGGCUGGCUGAGCCAGCGCUGCCGCAAGAUCAACCACUCGAAGAGCUCCCUGUCGUUCCUCGUCCCGUCUGUGCUCCAGUUCUCCUUCUCUGAGGAUGACCCAAUUGUGCAGAUUGCAGUGGAUGACUCCCGCAACACCCUCUUUACACGCUCCGAAAAAGGAGUACUACAGGUGUACGACUUGGGCGCUGAUGGACAGUGCAUGAGUCGCGUGGCUACCAUGUCUCAAAGCAGCAUCGUUGCAGCCGCUGGAAACAUUGCAAGGACGAUAGAUCGCUCCGUCUUCAAGCCCAUCAUUCAGAUCUCUGUAAUUAGCCGAUCAGAGUCCUCUGACUGUCACCUGCUUGCUGUGACACAUGCAGGUGUGCGUCUCUACUUCAGCACCGCGCCUUUCGCACCACCGCAACAAAGGCACACGCCGGCUCGGCCGUCCCUCCUCUCUUUGGUUCACGUGCGCCUGCCGCCGGGGUUUUCCGCAUCCUCCACGCUGCAGAAACCUGCCAAGGUCCACAAGGCGCUGCACAGUAAAGGUAUUUUGCUGAUGGCGGCUUCGGAGACGGAGGACAACGACAUCCUGUGGUGCAUCAACCAUGACUCAUUCCCCUUCAAGAAGCCCUUGAUGGAGACUCAGAUCAUGUCUAAUGUUGACGGACACACAUGGGCUAUAAGUGCCAUCAACGAGGAGAGGCCAGCCAGGAUUUGCACUCCCCUGAACAAGGACCUCAUCCCCGUCACCGAUUCGCCUGUGGUCGUCCUGCAGCACAACAUCCCCCCGCAAAAAUUUGUCCUCCUUUCGGCAAAGGGGAGUCACAUCUUCCAAAAGCUGCGUCCCGCGGAUCAGCUCCGUCACCUGCUGGUGAGCUGUGCGGGAGGAGAGAGCGAGGACAUCGAACGCUUCUUUAAGCUACACCGGGAGGAGCAGGCCUGUGCCACAGCCUUGAUCCUGGCUUGUUCGAAUGCCGCAUGUGAUAGAGAGGUCUCGCAGUGGGCCACCAGAGCCUUCUUCAGAUACGGAGGAGAAGCACAGAUGAGAUUUCCCGCAGCUAUGUCACCACCCAGCAACGUCGGACCCAUGAUGAGCUCCCCAGCCCCGGUGAGUGCCUUCUCACGGGAUGACGGAACGUCGCCCGAUAUUCAAAUACUGUAUGAUUUGUUUCAUCCACCAGGCAUUUUGCCUCCACCGCUGGCCACACCCUUUGCUCCAAUGCAGUCCGGGUCCGCCCCCAUUACCCCGAUGUCUGUCGGGCCAGAGGUGAUUUUCUCCGGGAAGCACAAUGGUAUCUGUGUCUACUUCGCUCGCAUUCUCGGAAACAUUUGGGAUGGAAGUCUAGCAGUAGAGAAAGCCAUCAGCAAAGGAAGUCAGACUGUCAGUAUUUUGGAAAGCAGCGUUGCUUCAUUUCAUCUGGAGUUGGUCCUCCGCGAGCUCUACGGGUUGAAGGAGUUUCUGGACAAAAACUCUCAGUUCAGUCCAUCUUCUCUGAGCGGCUCAAGCUUCAACUCCCCCGGCAACCUGCAGCAAAGACUGCUGGGAUUUAUGCGGCCGGAUGGCGCCAGCUCCCAGCAGGUCCAGCAAGAACUUCAGAGGAAAUAUCAUACCAAGGCUCAGGUCUAUGAAAAAGUUUCCUUGCAGAGCAUCCAGGCGCUAGUGCACCGCUCCUAUCAGACUUUAGCCCUCUGGAGGCUUCUCUGCGAUCAUCAGUUCAGCCUCAUAAUGUCGGAACUGCCCAAGGAGUUUCAAGAGCAGAUGAAGGGAGCGACUUUCAAGGACGUGGUGAUCCGGGGCAAGGAGCUGUCGGGAGCCCUGGUCACGGCGCUCAUUAACAUCUACAUUAAAGAUAACGCGUCCGUGGAUGCCAUCAGCAAUCACUUGCGGGACCUCUGCCCGCUGCUCUACAGCACGGACGACAGCGUCUGCUCCAAGGCUAACGAGUUGUUGCAGAGCUCCAAGCAGAUCCAGAGCAAAGUCGAUAAAGAGAGAACCCUGCGAGAGUCACUUCGUCUCUACCAGCAAAUCAGUCAGCACACCGACCUACCGCUGGUUUGCUCCCAGUACAGACAAGUGCGUUUCUACGAGGGAGUCCUCGAGCUGUGCCUCACCGCAGCUGACAAGAAGGACCCCCAGAGGCUGGGCCCCCAUUUUUACAAAAAUGGAGAACCUGAGGAGGACCAGGCAGGACAGCUGGCCUUCCAGGAAAGGCUAUCAUGUUACAAGUGCAUCACGGACACCAUGCAGGAGCUGGUGAACCAAAGCAAAGCGGCCCCUCAGUCCCCCAGCGUCCCAAAGCAGCCUGGGCCCCCCGUCCUCACCUCGGACCCUAACAUGCUGAGUAACGAGGAAGCGACCGCCCACUUUGAGCAGAUCUUCGGCCUCGCCCAGAGGUCGCAAGACGAGCUGUUUCAUAUCGCACUGUACAACUGGCUCAUCCAGGCUGAUCUGGCGGACAAGCUGCUUGAGGUGAAUUCGCCAUACCUGGAAGAGCACCUCAUGCACAUGAUCAAACAGGAUCAGAGCAAGGUGCACAACAUGGACCUCCUGUGGCGCUACUAUGAGAAGAGCCGCAACUUUGGCAAGGCCGCCCAUGUUCUGGCCCGGCUCGCUGACAUGCACAGUACGGAGAUCUCACUCAAGCAGCGCCUGGAGUACUUGGCCCGGGCCAUCCUGUCUGCUAAGAGCUCCUCCUCCAUCUCCGCUCAGGCGGCGGACGGCGAGUUCCUCCACGAACUGGAGGAGAAGAUGGAGCUGGUGCGCAUCCAGGUCCAGAUUCAGGAGACGCUGAUGCGACAGUACUCCAAUCACCCUUCAGUGAAGAACGCCAUCUCUCAGUUGGAUUUAGACCUCAUGGACAUCACCAAGCUCUACGGGGAAUACGCUGACCACUUCAAACUGUCCGAAUGCAAGCUGGCCAUCAUUCACUGCGCAGGACACUCGGAUCCAAUCCUGGUGCACUCGCUGUGGCAAGAAAUCAUUGAGAAAGAAUUGGCAGACACGGUGGCUAUGAGUCCCGUGGACAGGAUGCGAUCCCUCAGUUUGAAGCUGGUGUCGCUGGGCAGGAUCUACGCGGGAACGCCGCGAUAUUUUCCAUUAGAGUUCCUGGUGAAGUACCUGGAGCAGGAAGUGUGCCGCCUAAACUGGGACGUGGGCUUCGUCACGUCCACCAUGCAGGAGAUCGGGGUGCAGCUCCCGCGCCUUCUGGAGGUCUACGACCAGCUUUUCAAAGCCAGGGAUCCUUACUGGCAGCGUCUAAAGAAGCCUCUGCACUUGGUGGAGUGCAUCCACGUCCUUCUGUCGGGUUACGUGGACGACCCCAGCAGAGUGCCCACGUACGACCGGCGCCGCUUCACCAACGUGUGUCUGGACAACAUCUGCGGCUACCUGGUGGAGCUGCAGUCCCUCAGCCCCAACGCCGCGCUCCAGCACACCAUCGGCAACUUUAAGUCUCUGCAGGGCAAACUGGAUAAACUCCACUGACGUCCGUCGUCGCUCCCUCCGUCGCCUUUUAAUCGCUUAGCUGGUGAAUCCGUCACCUUCGUACGACGGAGGCGGGAUUCAGGUAGCGGUCGGCAUUACACGAUACUCACGAAAGGUUAGAGAUGAAAUUGCAGAACCAACCCGAAAUGAACUGUUCGACGUUUGAAUUCAAAGGUUUCGAGAAGGUCAAAUUGAAUUUUGCUGUUAACGUUUAUAGUGCGUUUUAGGGUUAUCCUGAAAUUUCCCUCCAGAGCCAAAGAUUCCUCACUUUUUGUAAGUAAGUAGUGCAUCUUAUUGUUUUUUUUUUUUUUUUAAGUCAAAUGCCAAGUACAGUAUGACUUUUCGUGACACCACUGUGCUCGGAUAUGUGACACUAAGGAGACUGAAGAAGCAGGUUUUUAUAACUUAUUUCAUGCUUAAUCGUGUUCCAAAACACAAUGGUAAAGAGUUUGUAAAUAUAGUACAAUGUACUCCUACUACGCUUUUACAAGAAGAAACGGCAGACAUCUUUUUUUUUUUUUUUCCUUCUUUUUGACAGUGUACAUAAAAACAAUUUGAAUAUUUUUAUAACGUGUUCGUGAGGCUGUUUUUCCACUUUUUGGAGCGCUAUUGCUCGCCACAUUAAAAUGGCGGUCGCGUUGUUCGUAAUGCGAUGCCGCAGAGGGACGUCGUGUCUUUGUGUUUGUUUAAUUAUGUUUAAUUAAAAACCGCACUCAAGGCCUUCCCGUUCAGUCAUCACACAAUGGAACGCUUAAAUUGUUGUUGUCUUUUCCUUCCAAUUAGUGUACGCGCAAUGUUUAUUUUCGCCUUUUGGAAAUAAAGAAGUUUGGACUUGA
Syngnathoides biaculeatus (alligator pipefish) is the source of this 5184-nucleotide messenger RNA. It is a transcript of the gene nup155, whose product is annotated as nucleoporin 155. NCBI's taxonomy places the organism in Eukaryota, Metazoa, Chordata, Actinopteri, Syngnathiformes, Syngnathidae. Gene Ontology annotation, cellular component: nuclear pore inner ring; nuclear pore. Gene Ontology annotation, biological process: protein localization to nuclear inner membrane; transcription-dependent tethering of RNA polymerase II gene DNA at nuclear periphery; RNA export from nucleus. The record is from RefSeq and is a predicted model, not a curated record. Gene Ontology annotation, molecular function: protein binding; structural constituent of nuclear pore.